Messenger RNA from Juglans microcarpa x Juglans regia, 2180 nucleotides. RefSeq names its product protein Brevis radix-like 4. NCBI's taxonomy places the organism in Eukaryota, Viridiplantae, Streptophyta, Magnoliopsida, Fagales, Juglandaceae. The record is from RefSeq and is a predicted model, not a curated record.
AGCCGGUAGCAGGUGAAGAAGAAAAGCAAAUUUAUAUUAUAGAGCCAUUUUUCCUUUGGCAAAGCCUCGCCUUUUCCUUUACCGCUUCCCGGCGCUGCACAUCACAUCACUCCGAUCACCUCUCUCUCUCUCUCUCUCUCUCAUACACACACAGCUAAAAAGGAAAAGUUGCCUCCAAUUCUAUUGUGUUCUUAAUUCUGAGAGGAAUCUUUGGUAGCUUAAUAUAUACGAGGGUGGCAGGCAGACAUCGAAGAGGUCUGAGCACGAAGAAUUCGUACAUCUAUAUAUGUAGCCGUCUUGGUUUGUUUCCGCUCUGAUACUGAACCCCAAACCCAAUUAUUCAAUACUAACAAGUAACAACAGCUCCUUCAGCUUUCGGACAACGCCUUAUUACCGACUGUAUCAACCCGUAAUUUUCUUUGGAGGCGGGGGUGGGGUGUGUGGACUCUCUUCGUAUCGUAUCGUUAUCGCAGAGGAAGGAAAAUGCUGACGUGCAUAGCUCGGCCGAAGAAACUCGGAGAUGACUCGCCGGAUCAGACCGAAGAAUCCGACCCAUCCGACACCUCCGGCGUCAAGACCCAAACUAUCAAAUCUCUCACUUCUCAGAUCAAGGACAUGGCGUUGAAGGCUUCGGGGGCGUAUCGGAGCUGCAACCCGUGCACGGCGCCGCCGACGAUAACGACUCAGAGUCGACUCAGGGGAAAUGGAGAGUCGGAUGCGGAGUCGGAGCGGUUCAGGUGGUCGAGGUCGAGGUCGAGGACGGGGAGUGUGGGGAAGGAGAUGGAGGCGAGGCUGAAAGGGAUGUCGAGCUCGAGCGGCGAAGGGACUCCGAACUCCGGGAGCGGGCGCCGAGUGGAACCGGUGGUGUUCGUGGAGGAGAUCGAGCCAAAGGAGUGGGUCGCCCAGGUGGAGCCCGGCGUGCUCAUCACCUUCGUCUCGCUCCCCCGUGGCGGGAACGAUCUCAAGCGUAUACGAUUCAGUCGAGAGAUGUUCAACAAAUGGCAAGCUCAAAGGUGGUGGGCAGAGAACUAUGACCGGGUUAUGGAACUGUACAAUGUUCAGAGAUUCAACCGACAUGCUUUCCCGCUUCCAACUCCACCAAGAUCUGAAGAUGAGAGCUCAAAGAUGGAAUCUGCAGAAGGCAGCCCCAUAACACCCCCAUUGACCAGAGAACGGUUACCUCGUAACUUGUACCGUCCAACAGGGAUGGGAAUGGGUUACUCAUCCUCAGAUUCACUUGAAAAACACUCGAUGCAAUCUCGACAUUACUAUGAUUCAGGUGGUCUUGGAUCAACCCCAAAACUAUCCAGCAUCAGCGGUGCCAAGACAGAGAUAUCAUCUAUGGAUGCUUCUAUAAGGAGUAGUUCAUCGAGGGAUGCAGAUCGCUCAGGGGAGCUGUCAAUCAGUAAUGCUAGUGAUCUUGAGGCUGAAUGGGUUGAACAAGAUGAACCAGGGGUCUACAUCACAAUUAAAGCAUUACCGGGAGGCAAAAGGGAGCUCAGACGAGUGAGAUUCAGCCGCGAAAAAUUUGGGGAGAUGCAUGCUAGAUUAUGGUGGGAAGAGAACCGUGCCAGGAUACAUGAACAAUACUUGUGAAUGAGCAAAAGGGUUGAUGCAAGCGAUUUCCAUGGUGUGGAGGUGUUCCUUACUACCAGAGUGUUUUCUUUUGUUUAUUUUUCCACACUAGUAAAGUCUCAUCUAUAGCUAAUUGGGUAUGCAAAUAGGUGCUACCAGCACCUCUCGAUGUUUUUUCUUUCGGGCCGCCCCGGGGAGGGAGUGGGGGGGCACACAACAAUUUGCUGCAGAAUAUUCUCAAGGGGAACCCUGAUCAAGUCAAUGUCAGUGAAAAUCAAUAUGUUCAUUCUUCUCUUUUGAGUACAUUUUGCUGAUCCAGCUUCUUUUCAUGAUACACAAUGUCUAAGCAUCUUAAAAGUUUUGUCCAAUUCUAUCUGUGAAACUCAAAUCAUGUACAUCAUUUUCACCUAUCAGUUUCCCCAGUGUGAAUGGGUGAAUAUGUUACCUAAAUGGCACAGAUGUAGUAGGGCUGAGAAUCAAUUGGGGCAUGCAUGCGGUGCACCGUUGAAGCUCAUUGGGAGAGAAAGACUAGCUGGGAAGUAGAGACUUUCUAAGAUUUCUUUCAUCUCCCAAAUGAAAUCUUCCGAGAUGCUUUUUCUGCCAAA